UUUAGACAAGAGAUCGUCGAUUUUGGCCUGCGUCUGAAGUAGACAUUGAAGCAAAGAAUCUGCCCUCUCUCGCUUUUCCAGUAACCGUGGAAGAGACCAGGCUGGGAAUGGAUGAAUGCAAGGAACGGAUUCUCGAAGGCUGGAGCUACGACGUGUUUCUAAGCUUCUGCGGGAAAGAUACGCGCACGAAAUUCGCCGACCAUCUCUUCUCCGCCCUGAGAAACAGCGGUAUAUACACGUUCAGGGAUGACGAAGAGCUGACGAAAGGAGGAGCUAUCGGCUCUAAUCUGCUGCGAUCCAUCGAAGCGUCUAAAAUCCUCGUCGUCAUUCUAUCCAAGAACUACGCGUCGUCCGUCUGGUGCCUGGACGAACUCUUGCACAUCACGAAAUGCUGCAAGAGUAACUCCGGACAACUGGUUUUCCCGAUCUUUCACGAUAUCGACCCGUCCGAUAUACGCAGACAGAAAGGUGCAGUCGCUGAAUCGUUUUCGAAACACGAAAGCCGUCACCCGUUGCACAAAGUGCAGGGCUGGAGAUCGGCUUUAGAGGAAGUUGCCGGCUUUUCCGGGUGGGACUUGAGAGGCAGGCAUGAAGCAGAAUGCAUCAAGGAUAUAACUAGAGAGAUUCUGCAGAAGUUGGAUAAUUCUUACUUGCACGUAGCACCAUAUCCCGUCGGUGUUAGAUCCCGGGUCCGUCAUAUUCAUAAGCUACUGAGCGUCGGUUCGGAUGAUCUCCGGGUUGUAGGAAUCUACGGGAUGGGAGGGAUCGGUAAAACAACGAUAGCCAAGGCUGCAUAUAACGAAUUCUCGCAUCUCUUCGAAGGAAAGAGCUUUCUUGCAAACUUCAGGGAACGUUCCAAGAAACCCGAAGGGAAGAUUCAUCUGCAGAAACAACUUCUUUCCGAUAUCUUGAAGAGACGUGACAUAGAGUUCAACAGCAUCGAUCAAGCCGUAAAGGAAAGGUUCCGCCGCAAAAGGGUACUUGUUAUUAUCGACGAUGCUGAAGAUCUGAGCCAGCUUAAUUCAGUAGCCAUAGAUAUCAGCUGGUUCGGGCCAGGAAGCCGAAUAAUCGUUACAACUAGGAAUGAACAUUUACUGAAGCAGCUUGGAGUAACCCAAGUAUAUUUACCCGAGAAACUAAACGAUGGUGAAUCUCUCGAGCUAUUCAGCUGGCAUGCUUUUCGGAUGAACGAACCUCCAGGCGAGUUUCUUCUGCUAUCGAAAAACGUUGUUCAAUACUGCGGAGGACUGCCCUUAGCCACUGAAGUCUUAGGCUCGUUUCUCUUUGACAGAAAGACCCGCGAGUGGGAAAGCACGUUGGAAAUGUUGAAACGAAUUCCCGAUGAUCAGAUUCAGCGAAAACUACGGAUCAGCUUCGACGCACUGAGUGGCGUACAGAAAGAUAUAUUCCUGGACAUUGCCUGCUUCUUCGUCAGGAUGGACAAAGAUUAUGUAACUUAUAUACUCGAUGGAUGCGGUUUAUCACCCGACAUAGGAUUGAGAGUGUUAAUGGAGAGGUGCCUCGUUUCAGUCUAUGAUAACAAGCUGGUAAUGCAUGAUCUAAUACGAGACAUGGGACGGGAAAUUGUCCGGGAACAAUCUCCCAAAUCCCGUGGAAAACGUAGCAGACUGUGGGAUCCCGAUGAUGUUAUCGACGUCUUGACAAAAUAUUCGGGAACAGAAUCCGUUGAAGGGCUCAGCCUGAAAUGUCAAGAUCUGGAUGCAGGUUACUUGGAUGCUGAAGCAUUCUCAAAUUUACGGGAGUUGAGAUUGUUACAACUCGGUUACGUACAAAUACAAGGAAGCUAUCUGCAUUUCCCGAAAGGUUUGCGGUGGCUUAGCUGGCACGGAUUCCCAUUGGAAUUCAUCCCUUCGGAGUUUUAUCUACGUACUUUAGUUGUCAUGGACAUGAGAUACAGCAAUCUGAGGCGAUUCUUGGAUGGUCGAAAGGUUCAACCGCUCAAGAAGCUGAAAUAUCUUGAUCUAAGUUAUUCCAUUUACCUUACAGAAACUCCGGACUUCUCUUAUCUCCCGAAUCUCGAGAAGUUGCUCUUGGUAGAUUGCAAAAGCUUGGUGUUGGUUCAUAAGAAUAUCGAAAUUCUGAGUGAAAAGCUGGUAUUGAUGGAUAUGAAUGGCUGUUCAGAGUUUGAGCAUCUUCCUGCUGNAUUCUAUAGAUUGAAAUCUCUCGAAACUCUGAUUCUCUCCGGCUGCUCGAGGCUCGGGAAGUUGGAUGAUGCUUUAGGGGCAUUGUCAGCUUUGUCAACCCUUCUCGCGGAUUUCACGGCUAUUGCGGAAGUGCCCUCUUCGAUUGUUCAUCUCAAGAAACUGAAAAGUUUAUCUCUCUGUGGAUGCAAAGGAUCGUGGAACGGCUCCAGCCCUUGCGGCACUCGUCUUCUUCCGGUUUCGUUUAAGGGCUUCAGCUGCCUAAGGACUUUAAGGCUAAGUUACUGCAACUUACCCGACGAGCUGAUUCCAGAAGAUCUCGGGACUUUGUCUUGUCUUGAGGAACUUGACUUACGUGGAAACAACUUCCACGAAUUGCAAAUCGACUUCGCUACUCUUAUAAAUCUCCGGAUUCUUCGUCUGGAUAAUUGCUCGAAACUGAAAUCCCUUGUCGGUUUACCUGCGAGCUUGAAAUCCUUCUACGCAACUAACUGUGUCUCGUUGGAAAGAACUCCGGAUCUGUCCGAAUGCUCGUUUCUGCAGGCUCUGCAUCUCACCAACUGUCUCAACCUGGUCGAGACCCCGGGACUGGAUAAACUGAAAACAGUCAGAGUUAUCCGCAUGGAAAUGUGCAACCGCAUAGAAGAUUCUUUCAAAGAAAGUGUCCUGCAGGGAUGGACUGUCAGCGGCUAUGGUGGCAUAUUUAUCCCGGGAUCUCGGCUUCCAAGCUGGUUUAGCUUCAAGGACGAGAAAAAGUCGGUCUCUUUCACCGUUCCCGAAACUAUAAGCUUUGAAUUGAUGGGAUUUACAUUAUGCACCCGUUACACGAGCCAUCUAGACGAUGAGAUGUGUGUAUAUUCUCCGCAUAUCACGGUGAAGAAUCACACCAGAGGCAGUGUCUGGACCUGCAGACCGGCAACACUUCAUAUCCGUAUGUAUCGGACUGAGCACCUUUGGCAAGGUCACCUCUCCAACGAAAGUUUCAGGUUAGAAACAGGAGAUCGGGUGGAAGUCGUGGUGGAUUUCGGCGAUCAAGUUACUGUUCUAGAGACAGGUGUCGCCCUCGUCUGCCAAGCAAGAGAGGAUUACACUGAAUCUUUGUGUAGAGCAGCCAUUGAACAUGCCAGUGCAUUAAAAAAGCCGCUGAGUCUUCCCUCUAUUGAAGAAGAGAAGAUCAAAGAUGUAUACGUAGCAAACCGAUGCAUUACUCGCUCCGAAAUCCCGAGGCUGUCAGGAAAGGAGAUACUGCCCGUAAAGAAGAGUUAUCCCCGAGUUUUCGGGAUCGGACGACUGAUUCCAAGAACAUUUGUGGGAACGCUCGGUUUGUUUACAUUCUUUGUUGUUAUGGGUAUUAUCGGAGGGAUCAACAGCUGAACCAGAAAGGACAGGGAAUCCUCAUAUUUCUGGUUUCUGCCGAUUGAAUCAGCCACGUCAAUGGGUUAAAAUUACAGGUUUAAUUCGAACCGGUUUCCCGGUUGGAUUUUAAUAAACCGGAUAGAACCGGCCCACCCUUUUAUUUUAUUUCAAACACCUUUGAAGUGUUAGAGAAAGAGGACAGUAAGUUAAAUGUU
This is a messenger RNA of Tarenaya hassleriana, 3733 nucleotides long. Its product is annotated as TMV resistance protein N-like. Gene Ontology annotation, biological process: signal transduction; defense response. The record is from RefSeq and is a predicted model, not a curated record. The transcript has 9 exons. Gene Ontology annotation, molecular function: ADP binding. Lineage: Eukaryota; Viridiplantae; Streptophyta; Magnoliopsida; Brassicales; Cleomaceae. The coding region runs from base 108 to 3536 and encodes 1142 amino acids.